Bombus huntii is the source of this 1866-nucleotide messenger RNA. RefSeq lists its product as uncharacterized. Lineage: Eukaryota; Metazoa; Arthropoda; Insecta; Hymenoptera; Apidae. The record is from RefSeq and is a predicted model, not a curated record. The transcript is spliced from 2 exons. The coding region runs from base 1 to 1866 and encodes 621 amino acids.
AUGGCCCAAGCUGAAUCAAUCAGCACGUUACGGCGGAGACGAGGCGUCCUAGCCCGUCGACUUGCAACCAUAAGGCGCGAACUCGAUGAGUACGAAGCGUCUGGGAAGGCAAACAGAAUCUUCCUAGCAUCUUGCCGCAGCUCGUUCGAUGAGCUUUGGAGGAGGAUACUCGAGGUUCAAGAAGAGUUAGGUGUGGUAGAUGAGGGGGAAGAUGCGCGGGUAGAUUCGUUAUCGCAAGAGCAUCGGGAGCUUGACAUGCGGUUCCGAGAGCUCUUUGAGCAAAUAUCAGCAACAACCCCGUCGACUACAACAAGAGGUGAGACGUGCCGGAAACCAGAGCCGACCACCGUUCCAGAGGUCCGCGUGCCCCAAUUCGACGGUGCCCUCGAGAAUUGGACCUAUUUCUACGACACGUUCACAUCCAUAGUGGACCUUAACGAAGGUUUGACGAAUGUCCAAAAGUUCCAGCAUCUACGCUCAUCUAUAACUGGACGGGCCGCACAGAGUAUCCAGUCAUUAGAACUCACAGAGGCCAACUAUUCCAUCGCGCUUGAUACACUGAAGGACAAGUUCAAUUGCCCCCUCCAAAUCUGCAUGCGCCAUUGGAAUCUGAUGCGUAAUUAUCCGGAAAUCAAAAGGGAAACUCCAGAGGCCCUAGAGGAUUUGUUGGAAACCAUCAGCGUAAAUCUAAAGGCGCUCGAACAUCUAAAGGAGCCCGUCACUUCAAACAUAGCGAUGAUCGAAUUGAUCGCGUCGAAGUUGCCCGCGUCCAGCCUGCGUAAAUGGCAACGCACACUGCCCCGCCAAAAGGUGCCAUCCUAUCAGCAUCUGAUAGACUUUCUCAAAACACGGGCGAACGGGACUCAAUUCCUCUCUAAAGAGAAGGAAUCAAAAGGGUCAACACACAAACACCGCAGUCAGCGAACAACCAUACCGCAUGGGCGAACCCUUGCUACAACCAGCAGAACGGUGGUGUGUCCGACCUGCAACGGACAUCACGAGAUCAGACACUGCAAAAUAUUCAAGGCCAAAUCAGCGACCAAACGUUUUCAAAUCGUGAAGAAGGCAUCGUUGUGCAUAAAUUGCCUAGGCACAGGACAUUCGCCGACACAGUGUACAUCGGCACAGAUCAAGGUUUUGAACAAACAGGCACAACCAAUCCGAGCCCGAGCCUUACUCGACACUGGGUCGAGCAUGAACUUCAUGACCGACAGGCUCGCGAACUCCCUCGGUAUAAGGCAAAGGAGAUGUGCGAUCCAGAUCGGAGCCCUCGACAAUUUGAGCACCACGGCAAAACGUUACACCACGGCCACCAUCACGUCGACGGACGGCGAGUACAAGAAGACAUUGAGAUUUCUUGUUAUCCCGGCCAUAUCGAUCCUCGUACCAAGCGAGCCCAUCGAUCCCUCGAGUCUGGGAUUACCCAGAAAUAUUCAUCUAGCCGAUCCACAAUUCCAUUGCCCAGCCCCGAUCGAUGUUUUACUUAGUACCGGAUCAACAUUCGCGUCGCUGUGCAUCGGGCAGGUCAAUCUGGCACAACCCGGCGAACCUGAACUACGUCUACAAAAAACACGCUUCGGCUGGGUAAUCGGGGGGAGUCCCACGUCCCAAACCGCGAUAAAUACGUUCCACGCAACCACAACGGCUCUGCAAGAGGACCUCGCACGGUUUUGGGAGAUCGACGAGGGACAGGCCACUACUCAUCUUUCGGAAUCGGAACGACUAUGUGAAGAACAUUUCCGAAACCAUGUCCGACGAACCAAGGAAGGCAGAUACAUCGUUGCAUUACCGUUCAACGAAAAGCUUUCCUCACUAGGGUCAUCGAAGGCCACUGCAAUGAGCAGGCUCGCCUCUCUUCAUCGCUGA